AGAUUGUUCAAAAGGAAAUUUACAACUUCUGCUAUGGUAAUGGCCAGUUGUGAACGUUGACAGUGAAAAUCAUGCCGAGGUUGCACCACAGGCGAAUGUCCAUAGAAACGGACAAAGUGGCGGUCAACGUCCAUCGGUUAAAACACCGGCGAAUGUCUGUGGAGAGGGAAAAAGUGGAAGUGGAUGUGAAGCAUCUUCAUCCGCGGCGAAAAUCGGUAGAGACGGACAAAGUAGAAAAUGAUCAGCAGCGAUUGAAGCAUCGGCGAAUGUCCGUUGAGACAGAGAACCCAACUUUGCUUGGUUAUCUGCACCGCCGGCGGUGGUCGUGGGAUACUAUACACCACAUUAGUGAUACCCUGCACCUGACCUUGAAGGGCAAGAGACGAGCCACACUGCCUGAGGAGGAUAUAGGAUGUGACGGAGAGGUGGAGGAAUCCCAUCAUGGGAGGUUUCACCACUUUACGAGAUCUGUAUCAAUGACUUUGAGGAAAAAGAAAAUUCCUGUACCUGCACUGGCUAUUGUGGAGUUUGAAAAUGGAAAUGUCAAACUGUUGAGCAGUGAAGAUGGAGGUGGGUUGAGGGACCUCCUGUCACAGGCCAGUAUGGAGUAUCGUAUCAGCAGCUAUCGUAUCAUCAUGGACUCCACCAGGUCCAUCCUCAACUCGGACAGCAGCUGUAGCUCGCCUCCUCUCGACUCUGGCCUGGAAGACGUGUUUGAGGAACUUGCAGAUGGGUUGGAUUAUCCUAAAGCUAUUGAUGCCCGGCAUGAGUUGGUCCAUGAUUUACUGAGGAGUGAGAGAGAGUAUGGAAAAAGACUAAGGAGCAUCUUGGACAUCUAUGCUGAGCCGCUGAGGAAGUUUUCCUCCCUGACUUCAGAGGAUCAUAGAGUGCUGUUUGUAGGGGUGGAGCCCAUCCUAUCCAUCAGUGCCAUGAUCAGUACCAAGCUUGAAGACACCUUGAAGUCUUGGGAUCAGAAUUCCUCACAGAUUGGGAGCCUCUUUAGCACAAAGUUGUGGACAGUUUACGAGGAAUAUUGCAACAACUAUCCCAAAACCAGACAAUUACUAGACAAGAAGUAUACGUCGGACGAUUCAUUCGUGGAUUUCUGUAAUCUGAGACGCGGUUCCUCACCGUACAGUCUUGAUACUCUUCUGCACCUACCUGUUCAGAGAAUCCCAGAUUAUGAGAAAUACCUGAGUGACCUAUUAGAAGACACGGAUCCUCAACAUCCUGACUAUGAGGAUCUCAGCAAGGCGGCCAACAGGGCCAAAACAAUGGUAAGAGAACAUGAGGAUGAACUGGGAACUAACAACGACCAAAUUAAAAUGGAUCGAAUUCAACAGCGUUUCCCUAACGAUGACCUCCAGCUCAGGGACAAUACACCACCAACUUCUCGCAGCCUGUCAGCCCGAAGAAAGUCGGCUCCCGGUGCGGUUCUGUUCAAGACUCUGGGAAAGAACCGAAGUUCCUCUAACCUAUGGUCAAAUAGUUCCAUGGGUAAAAAGGAGAUGGACCUGGUGAAUCCAUUGAGACAUGGAGGAAAUUCUCAAAGACAGUUUAUCUUGGAGGGCCAUGUGGAAUUUGCACAGGGAAUGCAAACACAAGACAGAUACUUGUUUCUCUUCAAUGAUUUGUUAUUGGUGGCCAAACAAAAAUCCAGCACAACAUUCAAACUAAAGCACCGGAUAAGAGUUUGCGAGAUGUGGUUAGCAACAUGUAUCUAUGAUGUUUCCGAGGCAACCUUGCCACCAGAUAAAUCCUUUGUCCUUGGUUGGCCAGUCACCAAUGUUGUGGCGACCUUCAAAUCUGUGGAGCUCAAGGAACUCUGGCUCAACAAACUCAAUGAAACCAUUGAAUUGGAGAAAAUGAAAGAAGCCAAUAAAAAGGUUAAAGUGAAAGUACACAGUAGAGACCUUGAUCAGACAUGCACACUCCAAAUAGACAAUCAUACCACAGCCAAGGAUCUGUUGACACAGUGCAUCAGCAAAUUUCACAUCACGGAAUCGGAGGCCAGCGAAUGCCAACUGUGGGUGAAAACUGGAAAAGAAGAAAGCCCCUACCCCCUUAUUGGACAUGAAUUGCCGCACAGUAUAAAGUUCAGCCAGUUACGAGAUCUCGCUAAAACUGACGACCCCAUGGUGUCAUUGGAUGGAAUGGACCCCGAGGGGGAGGGGAAAACUCCAGAAUUCAUCCUCCAAAACAGGCUAAAGGGAUCCAAGAAACAUUUGAGCUUUGAUGAGAGCAAUAAGGGGAAUAAGUCCAAGAGUAAAAAGUCUCCUUUCAAUUUCUUCAAGAGAGGGAAGGAUGAUAAGAAUAACAACACGACCCCUCCCGGCAAACUGUUUGGACAUCCACUACAGGAUGUCAUGCAAGAUGGGCAACUGCCAAAAGCUGUUAUGGAGUUGAUGAGACUGGUGAUCAUAAAUGGCCCAUACACCAAAGGGGUGUUCAGAAAGUCCUGCAACAUCAAGCUGGCCAAAGAACUUCACCAGAAGCUGGACGAGGGCCAAGAUUGUUUAGAUGAGGAGACCCCAACUCUUGUCAUUGGACACUUACUGAAAGAAUACCUCAGGAGUUUACCACAUUGUCUUCUAUAUGAGGAGUUUUUCGAGGAAUGGAUCAGCCUCACUGAGGAGGAAAACUCCCCACAGAAGCUGGAAAAAGUCAGAAGUCUUCUGAACAAGCUUCCCGAGGGUCACAGAGAGCUUCUGAAGCACUUAUUAUGUGUGCUGUACCACAUCGAUAAGAACCACAAGGAGAACAUGAUGACAUCGUAUAACCUCUCCGUGUGCAUCGCUCCCAGUAUCCUCUGGGCCAAACAAGGGGACGACCCUAUGAGAGCCCUCGCCAUGGCUAAAUCCCCUCAGCAGAUAGUGGAGUACCUCAUCAUGAACUGUGUAGAACUUUUUGGGGAGGACGUGAUUUAUCUUUUUGGGGACUUACUGGAGCACAAGAUUAGGCAGGACUCUAGCACAGAUUCUGAUAGCAUGCACAGCGUGCUCAGCAUGGCUGACUCGGCAAGUGGCAUUAUGCGGCAUGAUGACUCAUCAGUCGAUAGUUUGGAAAGGAUGUACUUUGAUGAUUCCAGUCCGAAUCUCGCAAAGAGUCAUAUUUCUCCCUCUAGUCUUAGUCGAGAUUCAGGACUGUACAGUUCACAAGAAAAUCUGGACAAUGCUGCUAAAAGUCGUGUGAAUACAACUCUUGUCAAAUCAAGGAGUGGCUGUCACCUGUACUUUGAAGACGAACAUGUGAGUUAUCCAGCUGAGAUAACAGGUCCGAUGACUAGAUUAUCUCGAGAACGCGAGAACAGACUUCAGAGACAAAAAUCUGUGGCUGAAAGCACCCCACCCACCUCACCUCAGUCAAAAUUCUCAUACAGUUCAUUAGACAGUUCUCUCACGGACUCCAUGAGUUCGUAUUUGAACAGACAAUACAGCAAAGACACAGACAAUAGUGAUCAGUGGUUUACAGCAGACGAGAGCUUCCGGGAGUCAUUUGAAUCUGCUCGUGAGUUUAAAGACGAUUCUUCAAUAAAUUUCCAAAGGUCAAACAGUCUGACCAUGCCAAUGCCAAAAUCAAUACAGAAUGUUCAGUACUUAGUGUCACCACCUGUUUCACCUCGGAGCAAGAGAAAAUCAACAAGUCUGGAUUUACAUUUGAACUUGUCCCAAGCCAAAUCAUUUCCAUUACCUCGCUCUUCUUUCUCACAAGAUAAACUUUCUGAUUCUACGUCAUCGCGUUACGGACAAAGUGCUAUGGAUUUGUCACAUUCAAGUAGUCCUCUUAAACAGCUUUCUAAAUAUGCUACCCCAGGGUUGGGGACAUCCCCUCCCCCACAUGUUGUGCUACAGCAACAUAAAUCAGUGCAAAAACCAGCAGCAAACACACCAAUGCGUGCCAGUUAUGAUAGUGCUAUUAUCUCUCAGUUUGAGAAAGACACCUUUAAAACAGAGGCACAUGUUACAAAGCAUGUACCCACACCAAAAAGUGAUAGUGACAGUGAUGUAACCUUGACAAACAAUUCAGAUAGUCCCGCUGUGUCAAGGCCUGAGAAACCACCUUCUUAUGACGAGGCUGUCAGAAGGAAAAAUAUGAUUGAAAAAGGACUUCCUUUGGAAAUUUCUGAACAAGACAUUCAAAUGGAAAAAGAGAGACAAAAGCGAGCCAAGAGUUUGUAUGAGGAAUCGAUUCGUAAAUUAAAUGCACAGGAAUCUACACCCAGGAGACCCUCCUUGGAUGAGUCGACAACCUCUGAAAGUGGAAGUGAAAGUACAGAGGAGGAUGUGUAUGUGUCUUUGUCUCAGAAAAAUCCCAAGCAACUUUAUGAGGAAUCUAUGAAAUUGUUUGAAGAACAAUCUCAGAGACCUCAUUUCGAGAACAAAAACAUUUCAAAUGUGAGUGCAACCAAUAUACAGAGAAGUUCUAGUGACUCUGCAGAGUAUGUGAACAAAGUGAGUGUGGUCUCUCGUCACAGAGAGCCCUCCCCCAACUAUCGGGUUCAUUCAACGCAUAGAGACUCCUCUCCUUCCACCACAAGGUUGAGUCAUUCCUCAUCUAGUGUGUCAAAUAGUUCAUCAGAGACAGUCACUGACUCACGACAAAACUCACCAAAUCAACGAGACCGUUCUGAGUCGAGCCCCGUUAUACCCCGCCAUCAUUUCCCAAAGACAAAUCCUUUAACAUUUAAAGCCAACUAUGGUUCAUUAGAUAGUGCUCAAUCAUCAUCUUCCCUUCAUACAGAACAAAAAGUGAACAAUCCUCCUGUUUCUAGAGGUAGUAGUGCAAAAAGAUCCCCACAAAAAGAACUUGGUGUAAAAUCCAUCCCUAAACCUGAAUUAAGUGUUCAUAAUCCAAGCUCACAAGGAAGUAAUCUAAUUCGGGAGAAGCGAAUGGUUAAAUCACAUGACUUUGUUGAUAGUCAAAGAGCCAGUUCACCAAGGACAGAGUCCCAGGAGUCGCCAAGAAGGAACCUGACAGUGCUAUCUAAAUCACGAGACUCUACUGUCAUAGCCAACCACCGAGAUCUGUAUGCAAGGUCCAGCACAGCUCAAAAUCGUCUAUCUGCCAGUUUGGACAUGGUCAAUAGAGACAGUGACAAAUCACAGAGAAAACAAGAUCUUCCCUGGAGUGUGAAAUCUUUGAAACAAAUCUAUGACAAAGAUGGAGCUAAACCAUUUAGUGACAAUGUCAAGGACACUGGUGUUCGUCCCCCACCCCCUCCCUACCAACCUCCCCCACCAUUUCGCCGACCAGACACCUCAAGAUUGAGUAUGUCCAGUCAGAGUAGUGUAGGGAGUGGGAGCACGGGGAGGAGCACCCCACCCACCAAAAGUUUACCAUCCCACCGACGGUUGGGGGGCCCUCAGGCCUUCAGUUACCGCACUGAGGAGGAUCCUGAUAUCUCAUAUGUGUAAAUAUCACAAACUUAAUCAAAAUUCAUGUCACUUGUUUCACUGCCAUGCAGUUCAUAUGUUUACAAAUGAUUGUCAGAAAUAGGCAGCUUUUGUGUUGUAACAGGUGUCAUGCAGGGAGAUCCUUAAAGUGCUUUGCUAUUAAUAUUAAAUUGACAGAAUUAAACUGUGAUGUUUUAGGUCCGCAGUGUUUAAGAAAACUGGCUGUGGUUAUGAAUUCAGGGAGUUUCUGAGAUAAGGCAAUACUGUUAUUAAGGUCAUUUUUUCUAUAUGUUUAUUGUCAUGUACUGAUGAUGAUAUUAAGUUUUCGACAUAAAGAACUAUUCAUUUACUUAAAUGAAAUACUCUGAACAAGAAAUUUGUAAAUAGUUGUCACUUAUACCAAAUUACCUCAAAAAUCUUAAGCUUGUUAUAAUCAAUAUCUGUGUUAUUUCCUCUGUGUCACUUGCUUAUAAUUAUUAUAAACAUUGUUAUGCUUGCAAUAACUCAACACUGAUCAAGUGUUCAAAGGGGAAUAAUUCAUGAGAGAGUGGUGCGUGUGAAAAUCCUGUAAAUACAACUGUAAUUGUACAUAGUGUAUUCUUGCCUAUCAUAAGGGAAGAAUGUCAACGAAUAUUUAUUUUUAUUUUGUAUAAAAUUCUCCAGUUGAAUGUACAUUGUUUAAAACCAAGUGCCAAUAAUCAUUUUGUAAAUAUGUAAAUAUCUUGUAGAAUACUGGUGCUUUAACUCUAUGCAACAUCAAACAGCAUUUAUCAAUCAUUGUGUGGUGUUAACCUCCCUUUGUUGGUUGGAGUUGUCUUUCCCUUUAUAGGGUUUAAUGUGCCACUUGCAUUCUUUUUCAAAGAGAAAGUACAAUCUGAACAGCUAUUCUGAUUAGGAACUAACAGUUGCAGCAAUUUCAAUAAAAAAGAUUGCAGCAGAACAAAUAUCGAUUUUAACAAAAAUUCCAAUUUUUUUUUUAUAUUUUCUUAAUUUUUAUAAACUUGUCCUCAGAGUACCAGUAGUGAAUGUCCUGUUGUCAUAGCAACAUGCAAUAUAAAUGUUUUAUGUACCUCAUAUAAUGUGGGAUACUUCACUCAGUGUCCCAUUUAUUAUUAAUAUGAACAAUUAAAAUAUACUAAAAAUUAA
Messenger RNA from Saccostrea echinata, 6539 nucleotides. RefSeq lists its product as uncharacterized. The transcript is spliced from 22 exons. NCBI's taxonomy places the organism in Eukaryota, Metazoa, Mollusca, Bivalvia, Ostreida, Ostreidae. Gene Ontology annotation, molecular function: GTPase activator activity; guanyl-nucleotide exchange factor activity. Bases 72 to 5414 code for a protein of 1780 amino acids. The record is from RefSeq and is a predicted model, not a curated record. Gene Ontology annotation, biological process: signal transduction.